Molecule: messenger RNA, 2688 nt
Organism: Erpetoichthys calabaricus (reedfish)
Lineage: Eukaryota; Metazoa; Chordata; Cladistia; Polypteriformes; Polypteridae
Exons: 2
Coding region: 503-1249 (248 amino acids)
Source: RefSeq, a predicted model, not a curated record
UUACAGCUAACAAUUCUUCUGACCGAAUUGAAGUAGGCUGGCUGAGCCAACCACUUUGCAGGGUUUUAACCGGUUACGCUAACCGAGCUGAUGCAGGCUGGCUAAGCCCACCACAAUGCUAGGUUUUUAACCGGCAGUUUACCCUGUGUCCGUGUGUGCCUGGGCCAGUCGUGCGUUCUCGCUGCCCCAUUGCAUCAUCGCCGCCUACUGCAGGCAGCUUACCCUGUGUCCGUGUGUGGCUGGGCCAGUCGAGCAUUCUCGCUGCCCUGUUGCGUCAUCGCCGCUUGCCGCAGGCAGCUUACCCUGUGUCCAUGUGUGGCUUGGCCAGUCGAGCGUUCUCGAUGCCCCAUUGCAUCAUCGCCGCUUGCCGCAGGCAGCUUACCCUGUGUCCGUGUGUGGCUGGGUCCAGUCGAGCGUUCUCGCUGCCCCGUUGCGUCAUCGCCGCUUGCUGGUUCACCGCUGAGACACACCAUUGUUUUCUUUUACUAGAAAAAAGCAAGACAUGGAUUCUGCAGCAACAAAAGCGAACGUUAAAGCAGAGGACAAGGUCGUCAUUUUAGAAGAAUACCAGCCUAUAGAUUGUGAACCAGAGAAAUCUAAACAGGAGCUACCCAAAAGAGAAACUCGCCAGUCCGUGAAAAAGACUGAAGCAUCUGCUGGAGACCACACGAUAUCUGACGAGAAAAAGACUGAUGCACCUGACCUAGAUGGCACGACCUUGGACAUGGUGAGUCUGGAUUUUAAGAAAUUUUCUGUUAAGCCUAUCUGCAUGGCGGUACAAAAUAGAUUAAUCAUUUUAUUUUAUUUUAACUUGACAGAUUGCAUGUGCAGAGCCAAGUAUUAUGCAAAAGAAGUAAUUUCUGCAACAUUGAAAGGCCUUAUCGCUAAAAAGAAAGAUGAUUUAAAACCUGAUGUUAAAGAAUUAAUUUGUGACAUUGAAAGGCUUACUGAAAGAAUGCCUGGCUUAGUGGAGUGUUUCCUUUUUUCAGACAGAAGGGCUGAUGUAAAAAGCAUACCGGCUAUUUCACGCGUGACUAGAUGUAUCUAUAGAUCAAUAGGGAAAACUAUUCCUGUAAUGACACGUGAUACAUUUUUGUGUCUUUUAAGCCGCGUAGCCUAUAUCUGCUCCAACACUGAGGACGAUUCUGUUGAGAAAGCUAUCCAGAUGGCUUCUGAAAUAUUGUCCAGAAUUCUGUUAUGUUUUACCGAUAGCCCGUUAGGAAUAUGUGUUUUUCGUGUGGGAAUAUAACUUUUCUUUUUUCCCUAUAUUAGAGUGACUUUAAGAUGGCCGGUGAGGUCUUUAAACACGUUGUAAAAAAUUGUUCAACUUCUUCAAGUCUGAAGUCUCAAGACUUGUGUGUAAUUUCCCAAACACUUGUCAUCCAUCACAGUCACAGAGCCGGAUUGAUUUUAAUGAAGCAUUGUGUGAACGCUGUUGUAGCUUCUGUGGUUAGUACCUGUGUAAGGGAUGUAUUAAUGGGGUCUUGUUUAGCAUGCUGUUUGGGUGACGAAUCUCAGGAUGGACACACUUGUCUUUUACUAGAAUCUGAUUCUGAGGAAAUGCACCCUUGUGUUUCCAGCAUCUGUCAACAGAUCAGUAUUAAAAGAUUAAUUCAAAUGGUAUUUUCUAUGGUUAAACCCUUGUGUGGAUUAAGAAUUGUGAAACCGACUAAAAUUCAUAUUCUUAACUGUCUGAAGCAGUUUGUUGUCAUAGUAAACACUUUUCAGCUUAUAUAACAAAACCCAAGAUUCGGGCAGAAGCUUUUCAACUUGUCUCUAAUCACCAUUACAGUUAUUUUUUAAAGCCAACAUUGAUUUACAGAAAUCUAAUCAAAAUGCAUUAUCCAUGCUAAACAAGACCUGUUUGUGUUAUAUUUUCUGUUGACUAACGUUGUAUUUUGUUUUGUUGUGUUGUCAGACCAAGACUCGGCAGCUAGAACAAGGAAAACCAGGUCCCCACCCAUCGUGACACUUAAUACAACCUAUAGAACGUUUUCUCCCUAUAUUAUAUCUGCUAGAAAAAGAUUCAUUAUGACCAUAAUCGGUCGCUCAGUCGUCUGGGCUUAUGUGUUUAGCUCUGUUGAACAUUUAGGGGUAAAAUGUGAUGAAUGUCAAGAGAACAAAUGCAUACCAGAUGGACAUAUUUGUAAUAUCUGGUUCACUAAACCAUUUAUUGCAUAUUAACAUAGCUUAUUUAUGCUCGAAAAAGCUAGAAAGGAUAGACUUGUGCCCUGUGUGCGUGCUUUGCUAAAAAUAUAUAAUCUCCCUUGUUUUCGUAAAGCUAUCAAGAAUGAUGUGGAUGAUAUUAUAGCAGAGUUUGAGAAGGGAGAGAUACCCAUUGAUGCUUACGCACAACUAAUUCAGCCUGUGAAGACCAGCUUUAUGUGGUCGGCUCUGUUCCAAACAGAGAAAAUAGGCUUGCAUAAUUUAGUGAAAUACAAAUAUAUUAAACAUGUGCUGGCUUAAACAUUUUAUUUUAGAUGUAUUACCAGCCCACUGAUGGGUUGGGACCUGGUUUGCAAUUUGAUUUGUGUUCAUCCGUGUAUACAAUUCUUGUGUUUUCGCUUCUUUUCAAUUGAAUUGCUAAUCAGUAUACAAACAAGCUUGUGUGACUAUUUUACAACUGUUUCUCCUGCUUUUAUUCAUACUUUUAAGCAAUUAGUGUAUAACAGUGUGUAACCCCUGAAA